AUGACUUCCGAUAAGGCGCCAACUACUAAAUAUCAGGCUGCCAUCAUGGGAUUGAAUUCUCUUCAAUCAAAUGCCAUGACAAUUCAGAAGAUGAGGGAGAGUCGGGCGAGUCUACAGGAGCAAAAUGUUCCACAAACAAUUAAUUUUCUAGUGAAAUGUGGGAUUUCGAUGAAAAAUAUCGAUAAUCUUCAUGUGAUACACGUCAGUGGCACAAAAGGAAAAGGAUCAACUUGUGCGUUCGUGGAAUCGAUGCUCAGGAGUCUCGGCUUGAAAACAGGUUUAUAUACCUCCCCUCAUCUAAUCCAUGCGCGAGAGCGAAUCCGAAUUAAUUCACAGCCCAUCAGUGAAGAAACAUUUGCCAAGCACUUUUUCGAUGUUUACGAUAAACUAAGUCAGGAUACAGAUGUUCAAAUGCCGGCUUAUUUCAAGUUUCUAACAUUGAUGGCUUUUCAUGUUUUCUUAGAAGAGAAGGUUGAUGUUGCUAUCAUAGAAGUUGGUAUUGGGGGAACCUAUGAUUGUACCAAUGUCAUUCAGAAUCCUGUGGCUUGUGGUAUUACGACUCUUGACAUCGACCAUACAUCAAUCUUAGGUUCCACCUUACCUGAGAUAGCUUGGCAUAAGGCAGGAAUUUGUAAAGCUGAAUCUCCCUGUUUCGUCACUCCACCUUCCCAGGAAGCAAUGGAAGUAAUAGAGAAGCGGGCGAAUGAAUUUGACGCGCCACUGAUCAAAGCUCCUCAAUUUUCUGAUUACCAAUGGCCCGAGAAAGGAAUAUCAGCCGGGAUUGAAGGAGAUCAUCAGAAAGUAAAUGUAGCAUUGGCAUUACAAUUAGUUCGGCAAUGGGUUAAGUCCCAGGGAUUGGAUGAUAAAGUAUUUCCGGAAAAUAAUUCAUGGAAAUUUGGAGAUCCUUUCAUAGUUCCGGAUGUGUUUGUUGAAGCUAUUCAAAAUUGUCGUUGGCCUGGAAGAAGUCAAAUCGUGGAAACAAGUAAGAUCCGGUAUUAUCUAGAUGGAGCUCAUACACCCAAGAGCAUGCAGAUGUGUAGUGAAUGGUUCGGACAAGCGUUGAAAGAUAGAAACCGUCGUCGAAUUUUAGUCUUCCAAUGCACAGCAGACAGAAAUCCUCUAACAUUGCUGUCAUACCUGAAUGAACACUCGUUUGAUUACGCCUUGUUCUCGCCAACAAUCAUCACAGUAUCUCAGGAUAAGUGCUCCGAUAUUUCGAAUUUCAAUCAGUCGACAAGUGAUCAAUUGGCUCGUAGUAACUUGUGCGCCCAAAUAUGGCAUGACCAAGGAAAUAAGGGAAGUGAAGUGUUCGAUUGUGUUUCAUCUCUAGUAGAAUGGCUGAAUGAAAAGUCAAAAGAGGAUGAUCUGGAUGUCCUCGUAACGGGAAGUUUACAUCUCGUUGGCGGAGUUCUAUCUCUCAUAUCCUCUGAAGUCGCGUAA
Molecule: messenger RNA, 1440 nt
Organism: Auanema sp. JU1783
Lineage: Eukaryota; Metazoa; Nematoda; Chromadorea; Rhabditida; Rhabditidae
Source: the annotation of a GenBank genome assembly